Geosmithia morbida is the source of this 2415-nucleotide messenger RNA. RefSeq names its product AAA+-type ATPase, SpoVK/Ycf46/Vps4 family. The transcript is spliced from 3 exons. The coding region runs from base 1 to 2415 and encodes 804 amino acids. Gene Ontology annotation, molecular function: ATP hydrolysis activity; ATP binding. Lineage: Eukaryota; Fungi; Ascomycota; Sordariomycetes; Hypocreales; Bionectriaceae. The record is from RefSeq and is a predicted model, not a curated record.
AUGUCGCGCAACAAGGCCUUGACACUUCUCCAAAAAACAUACGAUGACAGCUACCUGAGUUGUUCCACGGCUGUUUAUCAUGAAAGCCAGGGAAACGAGUUAGAGGCGAUGCGGCAUUGGCAAGACGCCCUCGAUCAGAUCUACGACCACAAUGCAAAUAAAGUUCUGCCUAUGUAUACCCCCCGCUCCGACACGGAAAAGGCCUUGAUCGAUGCGCUGAAGCAGCUCGAGCUUCAAUGCAAGGAGCGGAUAGACCUGCUCCAAGCACUCAAGGCAUCGAUGGAAGACAGUUCAAGCGUAAAGGCCAGUGGGAAACUUUCCAAGACUACUAAUCCCUACAAAUCCAAUUUGAGCAGCCAUCCGAGAGGUUCCAUUGGCCAGGGGACCAUUCCUGCUGUUUCCUACUCGGACCUUUCUCGCCCGUCACUUCCUCAUCGCCCAGCUCUUCCUCCUCGCCCAGCUGCUGAACCAGCUACUCCUUCCAGCAGUUACAACAGCAGUCACCACUCCAAAUCGAAAACUCAGGCUUCUCCAUUGCAAACCUCGAAACACCCCUCACUGGCACGACCGUCUGACGAGAACAGUCCUUCGCGCACGCAGAGCCCCGAAAGAUAUACGAUGCGAACCACUUUGCGGUCCGGGACUUCAGGGGACAAGCACAAGAACAGUCGCAAAUCCCCCAAGCCAGUUUCUGAAGGUCCGAGCAAAGCCGCCACGCUUGCAUGGUCUACGUUGAACUCUCGUGAGAAAGGAAGGAAGAGUACUGUCGCCUCUCCUGAUUAUGCCGCCUCCCAGGCUGCUGCUCAACGAAGCUCUUUAGAGUCUCCACGGAGGUUUUCCUCUCAACUUCUCUGGGACAGCCAUUCUCGGAGACUUGUUUCGCCUCACAAUGUUGAGGCUGGAAACAGCGGAGAUGUCCCUACCAUAUCGAGAUACUCUGACGAGCACAUACGCCCGUCUAACCUGUCGGUGAGUGCGGCUUCUAGCGCGCUUACAUCAUCUCACGACCCCUUUCCUUCGACACCUCAUACACCAAGUGGCCCGGAUCGCAAUUCUGGCUCUCGAUCAGUACCAGCCACCGUACCAGCCAGCAAGCUUCCCAGAAGCUGUCCUCAAAUCGACGGCGAUAGUUCCUACGAGCCCCUGCAUAGGCCAGAGAGGAGACUUGUCUCUGAAAGGCUUCUGAAAACCAAAGACCUUCCCCGACCCCCAAUUCAGAGCCCGAGAUCUCCUUCAAAAAAGGUACCAGAGACGGCGAACCGGUCCCGCCGCCGUGAACCCAGGACCCCGAUUCAGGAAGCAGACAUCUCUGAUGAUGACGGGUUCCCGUCGCCUCGACGAUCGUCCCAAAGGGAAAGGUCAGCAAAUGUCACUGGUAACAGCAUGAGUGAUGAGACGUCAGACGAGUCUCAAGCAGAGGAAAUUCCCAGCGAGGAGUCAGCCUGGAAGAAGCGAAAGGAUUCUAUUAUCAAAAGUCUCCCCCCUGGUGUCGACGAGGCGGCUGCAAAACAGAUUCUGAAUGAUGUUGUUGUUCAGGGCGACGAAGUUCAUUGGGACGAUGUUGCUGGUUUGGAUGUCGCCAAGGCUGCACUUCGAGAGGCGGUUGUGUACCCCUUCCUCCGCCCCGAUUUAUUCAUGGGUUUGCGCGAACCAGCUCGUGGUAUGCUGCUGUUUGGGCCUCCUGGGACAGGAAAGACAAUGCUUGCCCGGGCAGUGGCCACUGAGUCGAGAUCUACCUUCUUUUCCAUUUCAGCUAGCAGCCUGACAAGCAAGUUUCUAGGCGAGUCAGAGAAGCUUGUGCGAGCUCUCUUUGGGCUGGCCAAAAUCCUCGCACCCAGUAUCAUUUUUGUGGAUGAGAUUGACUCUCUGCUCUCUCAGCGUUCAGGUUCGGGUGAGCAUGAAGCAACACGGAGAAUCAAGACAGAGUUCCUUAUCCAAUGGAGCGACUUGCAGAGGGCGGCAGCUGGGAGGGAGACUACCGAAAAGGACAGAGAGAGAGGCGACGCCAAUCGAGUAUUGGUUCUAGCGGCGACGAACCUACCUUGGGCUAUCGACGAAGCGGCGCGCAGACGUUUUGUACGGCGACAGUACAUCCCACUCCCAGAGCCGUCUACACGUGAGACCCAACUACGAACCCUGCUAGGACAGCAAAAGCACAGCCUGUCGAACAAGGAUAUAGCGAAGCUCGUUGAUCUGACAGACGGUUCUGACGUCACGGCACUGGCAAAGGAUGCGGCAAUGGGCCCGCUCAGAUCGUUGGGGGACGCAUUAUUACAUAUGACCAUGGACGACAUUAGGCCUAUUUCUCUGUUAGACUUUGAGAGGAGCCUCAAGUCCAUUCGUCCCAGCGUAAGUAAGUCUGGCUUGAAGGAGUAUGAGGAUUGGGCUAGAGACUUUGGCGAAAGGGGAGGCUAG